AUGCGAGGCUUACGCGUCUUCCUCCCACGUAUGGCAGCCAACAUCAAUGUCGUUCUUUCAGAACCCUACGAACCAACUUGGAAAUCUUUAGACUCCAGACCUCUGCCGGAAUGGUACGACAAAGCCAAAUUCGGAAUAGUUAUACACUGGGGUGUGUUCUCUGUCCCAAGUUUUGAGAGUGAAUGGUUCUGGGAAAUGGUCAAUGAUGAUUCUAGUGCUCCAGCUUUACUUAUGAAAAAUAACUAUCCAAGAGGUUUCACUUAUCAAGAUUUUGCAAGAGACUUCACAGCAGAAUUUUAUGAUCCGAAUGACUGGGUCAAGGUUUUGAAUAAUUCUGGUGCAAGGUAUGUUGUGCUAACAAGUAAGCACUAUGAAGGUUACACUCUAUGGCCUUCAAAGUAUUCCUUCAGUUGGAAUUCAAUGGAUGUUGGUCCUCACAGAGACAUAGUGGGAGAACUGGCUAGAUCCAUUCGCUCUAGAACGAAAUUAAAAUUUGGUGUGUAUUAUUCACUGAUUGAGUCGUUUAAUCCUCUUUAUUUGCAAGACAAGAACAAUAAUUUCAGUACACAGAUAUUUGUUACCCAACACACAACGCCUCAAUUGCAUGAACUAGUAGAAAAAUAUAAACCAGCUGUUAUUUGGUCUGAUGGUGAAUGGGAAGCUUCAGAUUCAUAUUGGCUUUCCAAAGAGUUUCUAGCUUGGCUGUACAAUGAAAGUCCUGUUAAAGAUGAUGUCGUUGUAAAUGAUCGAUGGGGAAAACAUAUUCCUUGCAUGCAUGGUGGCUUUCGUACUUGCAGGGAUAAUUUUACACUUGGUGUUCUGCAGCCCCACAAGUGGGAAAGUAGCACGUCAAUUGACAAAGUAUCACGGGGGUACAGAAGGAAUGCGAAAUUUUCAGAUUAUAAAAGUACUCAUGAGUUACUGGAACAUUUAGUUUCAACUGUUAGCUGUGGUGGUAAUCUAUUGCUUAAUGUCGGUCCCACAAAAUAUGGUAUGAUACCUCUCAUUAUGCAAGAACGUCUUCAUGAUAUUGGAUAUUGGCUUCGUAUUAAUGGUGAAGCGAUUUAUUCCACAACGCCGUGGACCACCCAGAAAGACACGUACAAUACAAACGUUUGGUAUACCCAAGGUAAACAAUUUGUAUAUGCUAUUGUGCUUGAAUGGCCUAAAGAAGGCCUCUUGACAUUAGCAGCAAUUCAAUUAAAUAAAAAUUCUAAAAUAAAAAUGUUGGGUACAAAUUUUAUACUGAAAUGGCAUAAUACUAAUUCUGGUAUUGUAAUAGUAUUUCCUGAUAGAGCCCAAUCACCAGAUUUUGCGUGGUGUUUAAAACUGAGCAGUGUCAAAAGGAGUCGAAAAUCAAAAUAA
Molecule: messenger RNA, 1365 nt
Organism: Gryllus bimaculatus (two-spotted cricket)
Lineage: Eukaryota; Metazoa; Arthropoda; Insecta; Orthoptera; Gryllidae
Source: the annotation of a GenBank genome assembly